AUGAAAGCUGUCCAGGGCGGAGAAGAUAAUUUCACUUACUGUCCAGCAACAGGCCUAGCUAAAGGAAAUGAGCGCUCGGAAUUUGCUGGCUGGGCAUUUCCAUUUCCAGGGGUGUUUCUGACAGAGGAGUUCAUUAGCGAAGAUGAAGAAUCCGAGAUAGUUGAACUGAUGGAUCGAGAUGACUGGAAACCGUCACAGUCUGGCCGAAAGAAACAGGACUAUGGACCCAAAGUGAACUUCAAGAAACAAAGGCUGAAAGCUGGCAGCUUUACCGGUUUGCCAAGUUUUAGUAAAAAGAUUGUGGCACAAAUGAAGGCCUGCUCGGUACUAGGCGGUUUCUUACCUGUUGAACAGUGUAAUUUGGACUACGUGCCAGACAGAGGUUCGGCCAUCGACCCACAUUUUGAUGACUGGUGGCUUUGGGGAGAGCGUCUGGUUAGCUUAAACUUGCUCUCGAAAACCGUGCUGUCCAUGUCUUGUGAUUCAGAGGACAGUAUCCAAUUAUUUCCCACUUUCAAGGGAGUCAACUGCAUUUUAUCCCCAAGGCUUGUUCCAAGUAAAGAGGUGACUGUUGCCAUUCACUUACCCCGAAGGUCUCUGGUGGUGCUGUACGGUGACGCGCGGUACAAGUGGAAACACGCGAUCUACCGCAAGCAUAUAGAGCAUCGCCGAAUCUGUGUCACGUUCAGGGAGCUGUCGGCAGAGUUCAGCGCCGGAGGAAGGCACGAGGAACUGGGUAAAGAACUGCUAGAAAUAGCUCUUUCAUUUCAAGGAAGACCAGUGUGA
Molecule: messenger RNA, 786 nt
Organism: Opisthocomus hoazin
Lineage: Eukaryota; Metazoa; Chordata; Aves; Opisthocomiformes; Opisthocomidae
Source: RefSeq, a predicted model, not a curated record